GGGCAUAUGUUCAAUAGUUUCAGUCUGUUAAGACAGAGCUGUAGACUUGUUCGUGUUGAAUUUUGUUUUCUAUUCAAUUCGUCUUUAAAACGAGACAUACGAGACAGAAGUUACAAUAACCUUCGGGAUAAUGAUCCACAAACGUUUGCGCUCACCGCAGAUUUAGCGGACAAUAAUUUUCAGAGGGGAGGUGACCAGCAACUAUGAAUUAUUCCUCUAUGAACGUCCUUCAGACACUCACUUGCUUGUGAAUCACUUUUUCCAUCCACAUUACUUAGACCGGGCUCCCUUCCAACGGAAGACAAGCAACUCAACCUUUUCCUUGCCGUCAGAACCAGUGGAAUGAGUCGCUUUCCUCUGCAUAGACUCAGUACUGAGGUGCGAUUGACAACGAAACAUUUUUAACGACUGGACUAUGACAGUGUUCGCCAAAAGAGUACCGGUAACUUUACUCGGACUAUUUUGCUCUUGGAUAAUAGCAAAUUUACAGUAGGUGGUCUUGAGAUAUGUUGAAAAAUUAAAACAUCGCUGCCGUCAGGGUUGAUUCUGACGUGCUUGGACAUGGACCUUCAAUUGAUUAUUUGGCUCAUCUACUGCUUCUUUCUACCAGCCGUCUUAUUAACAGCUUGUCUUCUUCGCUACAAUGUACUGUCCCUGGUAUAUUUUGUGUACCUCUUGUUGCUGCCGUGGUUUCUGUGUCCCAACAAACACACCAUCAAAGGACAUACAGGACAUUUCAUCAGAGCAAUAUUUUGGACCAGUCUACUUUUUAUACUUGGUCAUGUUUGCUUCCAGACAGUACUAUACACCUAUCUUCCUCUCAACAUUGCUAUUGCUGAUAACUGUUCGCACGUGGAUAUCAUCACCACCCAUAUCGGGCUCUCCAGGCUUCCACUGAAGGAUCCUUGGACUGUAUUGCGCCUUCUGAGUCCUGACCUGAUGCUCUGUGGGAUUUCUUUGAUAACCAUCAUCCUUUGUAGAAGAUUGGUCACAAACAGAGAAAUACUGGCUGCAACCAAUAUUACAACAAUCCAAGAAGAAGAAGAAGAAGAAACAGAUAAUGAGGGCGAAAUUAAUCAAGAAUCAGAUGAUGAGGAUGAUGAAGCAUCAUUUUCUGGUGACACCAAUCAGGAGUUUUCUACUGCAACCUUAGCCAAGCAACUGGCUGAGCGUCUCAAGGCCAUAGUCUAUAAAGUACUGCUGGACCUUUGGAGAAUCUUUGCAGUGAGCCUACUCGCUUUGGCUGGAAUCACAUUGCCAUCUGCUUUCUCAGCCAUCUACUUCCUACUUUUCAUUGGUGUCUGCACAUGGUGGGCAUGUCACCUUCCAAUUACUCACCUGGGUUUCAACACUCUGUAUGUGAUGGUGGGCUUCUUCACUGCUGGCCACAUUGUUUGUCUGUACCUCUACCAGUGUCUCCUGGCCCAGGUUCUUUUUCCACCCCACAGUCUGUGGGCAAGGCUCUUUGGUCUGAAGGACAUUAUCAAACCUGGAAAUUGCUCAACACCGCAUGACUUCAGCCUUAACACUGAAUAUGACUGGCCAGUGUAUGUUAAUCCAGGAAUACUCUUCCUUCUCUACAUUAACUCGGCAAUGGUUCUGAAGACAGUAUGUCAUGGAACACUUAAACAGGAUGAAGAUAAGCAACGGCAACUCAAAAAUGCAAAUGAGCCAAAAGAGGAGAUGGUAGAGUUGAGCUCAUGGAUUCAAAAGAGGGACGACUGUGAAGAUGACACACAGCUCAUGCUCAUGUGUGUGGGAAGAGAGCGCAGUCAUGAAGAAACUGGGUCGGAAGAAAGUCCAACACAACUUGGUUUUGGUGACGCAACUGGUGGCCGACAGACUGAAAACCCAUUUUUAAUGCUGGGAAAGAAGAUCAUGCAGCAGAGUUAUGUCUGUGCUCUGAUAGCAAUGAUGGUUUGGAGCAUCACAUACCACAGCUGGCUGACAUUUGUGCUACUGCUAUGGGCUUGUCUCAUCUGGAUUCUGCGAGCGAGACGACAUGCAGCCAUGCUGUGUUCCCCAUUUAUCAUGGUCUAUGGUCUGGCACUGUGUUGUCUGCAAUAUGUAUGGGCCAUGGACCUUGAACUGCCUACCACCAUGGGAACCAUGAGUCUCAGACAGCUGGGGCUAGAUAAAGCCCAGUACCCAUGUCUGAGACUGGGAGCUAUGCUCCUGUUCACCUCAACUUUCUGGCUAUUAGUACGUCAGUCAGUGAAGGAAAACUUCAGUAAGAGAAGGACAAGGGCUACACCACUUGAAGAAGUCACUUCAACAGAGAUCCAUUCGACAAAGGAAUCUCUGCUCAAGGUCCUGGGAGGCAUGGUCCUGAGUUUUUAUGCCAAAUAUUGGAUCUACGUGUGUGGUGGGAUGUUCCUCAUGGUGUCUUUUGUGGGAAAACUUGUUGGAUACAAGAUCAUUUACAUGCUGCUUUUCCUGCUCUGCCUCUGUAUAUAUCAGGUAUACUAUUCUAUCUGGAGGCGUCUACUGAAGCUCUUCUGGUGGCUUGUAGUGGCCUAUACAAUGUUGGUGUUGAUCUCCAUCUACACAUACCAGUUUGAAGACUUCCCUGAUUAUUGGAGGAAUUUUACUGGGCUCACAGAACAACAGCUUGCAGCGAUUGGUCUGGAGACAUUUGCCCUCUCAGAGCUCUUCAGAAGUAUUCUCAUCCCUGGAUUUUUCCUGUUGGCCUGUAUUCUGCAGUUACACUAUUUCCACAAGCCCUUCAUGAUAAUCACUGACCCUGAACAUGUUACACCAAUUCACCGGAAAAGCAGCUGUGACCAGACUGGUUCAACUAAUAUCGGAACGACCUCUGACUUGGAAGAAGUGUUAACCAAUAUUGUCGACGAAUCAGAUGAUAAAGUGGAGUUUAUGCCUACUAAAUGGGGUCUGGUGAUUGACAGGUUACUGGUCCUGUUUAAAAAGUCUUCAGACAUUCUCAACAAAGGUCAGGUCUUUCUCUGGACUCUUCUGGAGCUUCACAUCAUUAAGAUGGUGGCAUUCUACUGCGUGUGGGUUGCACUUGAAGAGCCAUCUGUGCUUAACCUGGUUCUGGUGGUGCUGUGGUCUUUGGCAAUGCCAUUCAGUCGCUUCAGACCGAUGGCUUCCAGUCUGUCAACAAUCUGGGUGUGCGUAAUCAUCAUGUGUAAAAUGCUGUACCAGCUGAGUGUCGUCAACCCUACCGAGUACUCCAACAACUGCAGCCUGCCAUUUCUGAAUGAAACCAACCUUUCACAAAGGGAAAUAAUGAAUUCGUCUCUGUAUAAGGCAACAGUGGAUCCAGCCAAAUGGUUUGGCAUCAGAAAGGAAGCAACUGUACUGGACUAUAGCAAGAACCACUUAGUAGUGCUGCUGUUGGUGGUAUUUGAGGCCACGGUGUAUCGUCACCAAGCCCACCACUAUCGUCAGCUGCAGCAAUCUCCCUCGAACAUACCUGCUCUGUUCCCAGACGUCACUAGGAAUACUUUAGAUGAAGGACUCCUACCCUGCUUCAAGUACCUGCUCAACUACACUUUCUACAAGUUUGGAUUGGAGAUCUGCUUCCUGAUGACUGUGAAUGUGAUUGGUCAACGGAUGAACUUCUUGGUGAUAAUCCAUGGUUGUUGGUUGCUGGCCAUCUUGGUACAGCGACGCCGGGCAGCUAUUGCAAGAAUGUGGCCAAAAUAUUGUCUCUUUCUGGCCAUCUUCAUGAUUUAUCAAUACAUAUUGUGUGUGGGUAUACCCCCUGCUCUGUGUAAAGAUUACCCAUGGCGGUGGAACACCCCACUUUUAAUGAACUCUGCUCUCAUAAAAUGGCUUUAUCUGCCAGACUUCUACACUGCGCCUAACGCCAAAAAUCUGAUAGUGGAUUUUGUACUUCUGAUUUGUGCAUCCCAGCAGUGGAAAGUAUUUAAGUGUGAGCAGUGUGAGGAGUGGGUGGUUCUGGCUGGAGACAAUACAGACAAUCCUGAUCCAAUGGAAGGUCGACUGUUUAAUCCUGCACCUAACUUCAUCAACUGCAGGAGUUACCUGGACAUGGCUAAGGUUUUGGUUUUUCGCCACUUAUUCUGGUUUGUACUGUCAGUGGUCUUCAUCACUGGGGCUACACGAGUCUCUGUCUUUGGAUUGGGAUACCUUCUUGCUUGCUUUUUUUUUUUGCUUUUUGGGACCCAAGUAUUGGUCAAACCGUCCAGGACACGCCUUGCCAUGUGGGACUGUCUCAUCAUCUAUAAUGUGGCAGUCAUCAUAUCAAAAAGUAUUUUAUCAAUUCUGGCAUGUGUGUUUGUUAUUGAAAUGCAGAAGGGCUUUUGUUGGAUGAUCCAGCUCUUCAGUUUGGUUUGCACAGUCAAGGGAUACUAUGAUCCAAACGUAGUUAGUGAUAAGAACUGCAGCCUCCCGAUAGAGGAAGCUGGGAUCAUCUGGGACAGUAUUUGUUUUUUCUUCCUAUUGCUGCAAAGACGGGUUUUCCUCAGUUUCUAUUUCAUCCACGUUGUAGCAGAGUUGCAGGCAUUUUGCAAACAGGCCUCAAGGGGGUUUGACCUCUUCAAAGCCACUAUAAUGAAAAACAUUAAAUCACACCAACGGGCUGAGAUAAAGUCCUUAUCACAACUCAAGAGAUCAAUGCACAGAAUUCGCUCCAAACAGCAGAAGUACAGAGAUGGACAUAAAGUCACUGAAGAAGACAAUCAGAGUCAAAGUGCAGAAACAAAGACAGAGCGAAACAAAGAAGGCUGGUCUCAACCGUGGCUUGACCAUGCGACAGUGCUGCAUUCAGGAUGGUACUACCUUUUUGAAUCAGACAGUGAAGGUGAAGAUGAGCUGUUACCAGAGGAACAGAAGCCUCAGAAAAAGACUGCCUAUCAGUUGGCUUAUCAGGCGUGGGUGAACAAUGUGAAAAGAGCUCUAAAAGAUCAUCAAAGAAACCGAAGAUCACAGAGAAGACUUGAAAUAGUUGAGGACGAGUGUGCCACACAACAGACUUCACAAGAGUUCUGCUCAGUGCCAGGUUCAGAGGACAAUGAUGUGUUUGAAGAUCCUCACUUGAAGGAGCCAGAGGAGUCUGGUCAUGGAGAGAUUGUUCAGAGGAUCUUAGAUAUCAUACGUUUCUUGUGGGCCAUAUUACUAGCGAUAAUGGAUGGAUUGACCCAGUGGCUCAACCUGCUGACUAAACAGUAUAGAGAAACAUCAGCUGUUCUGUGCAAUGAACGUUACUUCUUCAUACACAAGAUACAACAACCUUCUCACACUCCAGCAGGCUCAAUGGCUGAUCAGUCUCAACGCAGUUAUGGCCUCACAAUGGAUACCAAUGCGAGACAAACUGAGACAGAGUGCUCAAAUCAAUACAGCCUCUUGGAGGAGACCCGAAUUAUGGAAGACUUGUCUCCUCCUAGACCACAACUUAACAGCACAGCAAAACUCUUGAGUCCUGAAGUCCCGCUUGACAGCAACGACUUGAUACCUGAUUCCCAAUUUAUACAACACAGACACUCCAGAACAGCAAGUGAAGUACUUGGAGACAGGCACUUCUUCAUUGAAGAGCUGGAAGAGAGCAUAACGUUCUACAACAACCAAAACCGCAUGCUGAAGCUCUUGUUUGCCACGCACAAUCUGCUGGCAGCCAACUCAGACCUAGUUUGUUAUUUUAUCAUUAUUUUGAAUAAUGUGGUCAGUGCCUCUGUGAUAUCACUUGUACUGCCGAUUACGGUCUUUCUAUGGGCUAUGUUGACUGUUCCAAGACCGACGAAAAUUUUUUGGAUGACUGCCAUUAUCUACACAGAGGUGAUGGUCGUGGUAAAAUACCUUUUUCAGUUUGGAUUUUUUCCCUGGAACAGUGUUUAUGAGAUAACUUUAAAUGAAGACAAGCCUUUUUUUCCACCUCGCAUCCUGGGUGUGGAGACGACUGACACCUAUAUAAGAUAUGACCUCCUUCAACUCCUGGCUCUGUUCUUUCAUAGAUCUUUGCUCAUGCGUUAUGGCUUGUGGGACCAAAAAGACCCCUUAGUGGAACAAAGUAACUCAACGGGUGAUGAUAAGGAGGAAAAAGGCAAAAACAAGGACGCCCGAUUGAACUCUGUGUCUACCACCGAAAAUCUAAAUAUCACAGACCUGGAAAAACAACAAAAGCUCUUUCCAGCUGACUCAGCAGCAUCCCUGGACAGACAAAGUGUUUCAGGACUGAUUCAUUCCAAAAGGCUGAAAAAGGAUGAUGGUUGUGGAAGCAGAGAAGAGGUCUUUGAGGAAAUCACACAGAAAAGCAGUGGCCUCCACUUACGCAAGAAACCCAAAGAACUUAAAAAACAGACCUGUCAAGUGAAGCCCACCACUGAGAACAUGGAACCCAGCAAAGACCUUACGACAAGGAAGAGGAAAGUCAGAAGGAAAGAGCGAGCCAGCAAUAGUAUACAGGCUGUCAUACGCAAGCUAAAACAAGCAUUUAUCUGCAGAAUCCGGGGACUUUUAAAGCCCAUUCAGGGUUUCUUCUUUGAUACUCUCCAAGCUGAUGAUCGUGUUGCCACUGAUGUCUACGCACUCAUGUUCCUGACUGAUGUUAUUGACUUCAUCAUCAUUGUCUUUGGAUUUUGGGCUUUCGGGAAACACAGUGCAGCAGCUGAUAUUGCCUCUACCUUGUCAGAGGACCAAGUUCCCGAAGCAUUCCUAGUGAUGCUUCUCAUACAGUUCACCACCAUGAUCAUCGACAGAGCUUUGUACCUGCGUAAGGCUGUCUUGGGGAAACUAAUUUUCCAGGUUGUUCUUGUCUUUGGGAUACAUCUGUGGAUGUUCUUUAUCCUACCUGCUGUCACUGAAAGGAGAUUCAAUCAGAACUUUGUGGCCCAACUGUGGUACUUUGUCAAGUGUAUCUACUUUGGCCUGUCAGCGUACCAGAUCCGUUGCGGGUACCCUACUCGUAUUCUUGGCAACUUCCUCACCAAAAACUACACCCACCUCAACUUAUUUCUCUUCCAAGGUUUUCGACUCGUUCCUUUCCUUGUAGAGCUACGAGCAGUAAUGGACUGGGUUUGGACGGAUACCACUCUGUCUCUGUCCAAUUGGAUGUGUGUUGAGGACAUUUAUGCAAACAUUUUCAUCAUCAAAUGCAGCCGUGAGACAGAGAAGAAAUAUCCCCAGCCUAAAGGACAAAAGAAAAAGAAGAUGGUGAAAUAUGGAAUGGGUGGACUCAUCAUCAUCUUCUUAGUGUGCAUAAUAUGGUUUCCCCUGCUCUUCAUUUCAUUGGUCAGAUCUGUAGUGGGUGUUGUCAACCACCCCAUCGAUGUCACUGUUACCGUCAAGCUAGGAGGAUAUGAGCCACUCUUUACCAUGAGUGUCCAGCAGCAGUCGAUCCAACCUUUUACAGAGGCAGAAUAUGAAAAACUCAGCAAAAAGUUUGGGAACAAUGCGGUGGCCAUGCAGUUCAUUUCACUUUAUGGUUAUGAGGAUGUUGUUACAGCCAUGAUUGAAGGCAGUUCAGGCUCAGUAUGGAGAAUCAGUCCACCCAGCAGACAGGAAGUCAUAAAAGAACUGCUAGGAAGUCCUUCUGAUCUAACAUUGCGUCUGUCCUGGAAUUUCCAAAGGGACCUGGGAAAAGGAGGGACUGUGGAGCACACGUUUGACAAACAUUCAGUUGACCUGGAACCUGGGAACCCUGUGAGAGCCAACCUAGCAUCUCUUCUGCUGGGCAAUCGCACUAAGCCAGUGCAUGUUCCAAAUAUGUUUCCAAAUUAUAUCCGUGCCCCAAAUGGAGCAGAGGCCAAACCAGCCACUCAACUAUAUGAAGGGAAUGAAGAAAAGUACCAGAAUAUAACCCUGUCCCUGAUGAGCGACAAUCCACUGAACUCCAGUGGGAAACAGGAAUGGUGGGACAUUGCCAUUGAGGGCUGUGCACCUUCCUCCUGUGGGGUCCUGUCCAUGAUUGUAUUCAAUGACAAAGUCAGUCCACCCAGUCUUGGCUUCCUGGCGGGAUAUGGGAUCAUGGGUUUGUAUGUGUCUGUAGUCCUGGUCAUUGGCAAGUUUGUACGAGGCUUCUUCAGUGAGAUCUCUCACUCCAUCAUGUUUGAAGAGCUUCCUUGUGUGGACCGUAUACUGAAGCUUUGUAUGGACAUAUUCCUGGUGCGUGAGACUGGCGAGCUGGAGCUAGAAGAAGAGCUAUAUUCAAAACUCAUCUUCCUUUAUCGAUCGCCAGAAACAAUGAUUAAAUGGACCAGGGACAUCCGCAGCCGAGACACACAUUGACAAAUGGACUCGUUGUUUUCGACUGAGAUGCAAAGCUGUUUUAUUAUUAGGUUUAAGUUCUUUUGAGAACUUCACUGGCAAAGAUUGAACAAUGGAGACCCAUUUAAAAAGUUCAAUGAAUGUUCAGAAAAGUAUGCAUACUGUAAACAUGUUGUAGAUAACUAAGGCAGUGGUUGUUAUAAAUUGUGUUAAGUUAAAAAUCAUACGUCCUAUUUGCUCACGAACCAUAGUUUUUCUACGGAGUGAUUACAAUAGGUUGCUUUUUGGGUCAUCUGUAAACAUUUAGGAAAUGUGACCUUAACAGCUUUCAUGUUGUAUACUGUUCAGUGUAAACAAUCCUUCUUUGAUGUGAAAUCACUAUUAAAUAACACUGAAAAAAAUAACAUUUGCGGGGAUGA
Hippocampus zosterae (dwarf seahorse) is the source of this 8606-nucleotide messenger RNA. It is a transcript of the gene piezo1, whose product is annotated as piezo-type mechanosensitive ion channel component 1. NCBI's taxonomy places the organism in Eukaryota, Metazoa, Chordata, Actinopteri, Syngnathiformes, Syngnathidae. The transcript is spliced from 54 exons. The coding region runs from base 562 to 8208 and encodes 2548 amino acids. The record is from RefSeq and is a predicted model, not a curated record.